Messenger RNA from Caretta caretta (loggerhead turtle), 2301 nucleotides. RefSeq names its product matrix metallopeptidase 17 (gene MMP17). The record is from RefSeq and is a predicted model, not a curated record. NCBI's taxonomy places the organism in Eukaryota, Metazoa, Chordata, Testudines, Cheloniidae. Gene Ontology annotation, biological process: proteolysis; extracellular matrix organization; collagen catabolic process. Gene Ontology annotation, cellular component: extracellular matrix. Gene Ontology annotation, molecular function: zinc ion binding; metalloendopeptidase activity.
CGGCGGGCGUGUGGCCGCGGCGCUGCCCCGGGGAGGGAGGCGCGGAGCCGAGCCGGCGUUGAACCGCGGGUCCGGCUGCAGCGCGGGGGAAGCGCCCGCCCGGGCUGGAGGGCGGCGGGAGCCCGGAAAGUUGGAGCCCGGGGAGGAGGAGGCGGCGGCGGCGGCUGCUGCGCGCUCGGAUGCCGCCCGCCGCCUCGGUGCCCCCGCCGAUCGCCGGAGCCCGGCGUCGCCUCCUGCCCGGGGAGCGGCGGGCGGCGCGGGACCAGGAGGGAUGCGGCUGUGGCCCGCGGCCGCCAGGCAGAGCGCGGCUCCCCGGGAAAUGCUCCUGACCAUCGCCGUCUGGCUGGCUUGGCAGGAAGCCUCCGCGGCGCCCACCCCGACGGCCGAUGACCUGAACCUGGGCGUUGACUGGCUGACUAAAUUUGGCUACCUGCCUCCUCCAGGCCCUGUCACAGGACAACUGCAGACCCAGGAAGAGCUUGCAAAAGCCAUCACAGCCAUGCAACAGUUUGGAGGCCUGGAAGCAACAGGGAUACUAGAUGAAGCUACGCUGCAAUUAAUGAAGACACCUCGUUGCUCUCUCCCUGAUCUUGCUGAGUCAGAGACCAGGAAGAAGCGGCACACUCAGGCCGUGACAAAGUGGAAUAAGAGGAACUUAUCUUGGAGAGUCCGCACCUUCCCCAAAGCAUCCCACCUGGGCCAUGACACGGUCCGCGCCCUCAUGUACUAUGCCCUGAAGGUCUGGAGUGACAUCACCCCGUUGAAUUUCCACGAAGUGGCGGGUAACAAUGCUGACAUACAGAUAGACUUCUCCAAAGCAGACCACAAUGAUGGGUAUCCCUUUGAUGGGCCUGGCGGCACGGUAGCACAUGCUUUCUUCCCUGGAGACCAUCAUACCGCAGGAGACACUCAUUUCGAUGACGACGAAUAUUGGACUUUCCGAUCAUCAGAUGCCCAUGGGAUGGACCUGUUUGCCGUGGCAGUCCAUGAGUUUGGCCACGCCAUCGGCUUGACCCACAUCUCUGCCUUAGAGUCUAUCAUGAGACCCUAUUACCAGGGACCGGUGGGGGAUCCCCUGAAGUAUGACCUGCCUUACGAAGACAAAGUCAGAAUCUGGCAGCUAUAUGGAGUCAGGGAUUCUGUGUCCCCAACAGACAAGCCUGAAGUAACCAAAACUGACGACCACCCCCUUCUGCCAGAGCUGCCAGAGAACCGCUCCACUGUGCAGCUCAGAAGAGAUAUCCCCAACAGGUGCAACACUCACUUUGAUGCCGUGGCUCAGAUCAGAGGCGAGGCUUUCUUCUUCAAAGGCAAGUACUUCUGGAGACUGACUCGCAAUAAACACUUGGUCUCCCUCCAGCCAGCUCAGAUCCACCGUUUCUGGAGGGGUCUACCUCUCAAUAUGGACAGUGUGGACGCAGUGUAUGAGAGAACCAAUGACCACAAGAUCGUGUUCUUCAAAGGAGACAGAUACUGGGUGUUCAAAGACAAUAACGUGGAGGAAGGAUACCCUCGGCCAAUUUUGGAUUUUGGCUUGCCACCGGGAGGCAUCGACGCUGCCUUCUCCUGGGCCCACAAUGACAAGACUUAUUUCUUUAAGGACCGUCUCUACUGGUGCUAUGACAACCAUGAGCGGAGGAUGGAUCCCGGCUAUCCUUCAGAGACCACUUUGUGGAAGGGCAUUCCAAGCACGUUAGAUGACGCAAUGAGAUGGUCAGAUGGUGCAACCUAUUUCUUCAGGGGCAAGGAGUACUGGAAAGUGUCGGACAAUGACCUGGAAGCAGAACCCGGUUACCCUCAGUCCAUCGCCAGAGACUGGCUGGUGUGCGGUGACAUGCAGUCUGAUUCUCCAGACUCGGCAGGGCGCAGCAGGACUGGGGCGCGCUCCAAGCAAGGGCAGCACGACGAGAGCCGUUCGGAAAACGGCUACGAGGUCUGCUCAUGCACCUCCUCCUCAGAUUCCCUCUCGGCCCGCCCGGCACUCAGACUCUCCGCAAGCCUUGUCCUAGCGAGCCUGUGGAUGGCAGCAGUGGCUUGCGCAGCACUAUGACAUCCAGUAACAUGGACAAGAAGAUGUUACGGUGCUUCAGGGACUGGUGGUGGGAAAAAAUCACACCAUGCUACACUGUUACCGCCGAAACAAACGUUCCUAGGAACAUGGCAACGAAGGUUUCAAGUUCUCCAUGGGAAGUGAACUGGGUUUAUUUUUAUUUUUUAGUUAAAGGUCUAAUAAUGGACUGUGGGUUCUGCACCUUCUUCUUCCCCCAACCAGCUAAAGAAUAAAGACAUUGCUGAAUAUUA